AUGUCAGCUAUUCUUUCACUGCUCAUUCACCUAUUUGCUCAAAGUUACAAGACCAUGUUUGACUAUGGUAUACGAUGGGCAUUUAGCCCGCGCCCGCCGAUUCAUGACGAAGAAGCUGUCACGGAUACCACGCCACUUCUCCGAGCAGAAGGGUCCGACCGCACCGAGGCACCUGCAUUUGCCGGCAAAGACGAUACAGGCAGUCACCCCCGAACCGCGCACAUUGAUCGCACAGAAGCCGUCGCUGAUUCAACGCCACCUGCAAAGACACCAUCACAUCAAACAACCUUGGCUGAGAUAGACUUGCCAAGUAUCCCUACUCUAUCGCUUGCCAGAAAUAUACCUCACAAACGGUCUGUCUUUGAAUCUUUCAGGGAAAGCAAGAUGUUUCUCAAUUGGCAGUUGUCGAAUACAACAUUCCCCAAAGCAGAAGACAGCAUUCCCGAUAUGCGGGUGAUAUCAAUACUUGCGCCCAUCAAGAAGGACCUCAACAGGCUGAAGGCGCUGACGCCCAAGAGCCUACCGCCACCCAAUCCACAUGUACGAACACGGUGUUACGCCCAGAGUCUCAAGCAUAGAUUGCUACCGGUCGGCCAGUUCAUUGUCGAUAUCUUGGAUCAGGUUGCCGAGGACGAGCGAGGCGCCCUGGAAUUAGGCUUGUGCCGCUAUAUCGCCAUUAAUUUCUGGCCUUUGCCCGCCAACGAAUAUACCCACUUGAAGAUACACGAGAUGUACCAUAACGUUUUGUACUUGAGCAGAAAACCGGCAGCUACAAGCCCAAUGUCCGAAACAUCGGUUGGGAAUCCCUCGGAAGAGCAGUUGUCCGACAAAUGGGUUGGGAGUCUUUUGGAAGAGCAGUUGGCGCUACCCAUAACCAGCUCGAUACCCAUAAAUGACCGGCCAAGUCAAGAUACAAUCAUGUCGGACCCGGAACCCAGCGAAUAG
Pyrenophora tritici-repentis Pt-1C-BFP is the source of this 945-nucleotide messenger RNA. RefSeq lists its product as uncharacterized. The record is from RefSeq and is a predicted model, not a curated record. NCBI's taxonomy places the organism in Eukaryota, Fungi, Ascomycota, Dothideomycetes, Pleosporales, Pleosporaceae.